CUCGCGGCACUGCACUCUCCAGGUUUAUCCUCGCGCGCGCGGCGCCGCGUGGACCCGCACCGGUUCAAAAAAGCCGUCAAUAAACGCCGCUCGGCUCUUCAGUCAGCUGCUGCCGGACGCAGGGAUGACCGAGGAGCUGUAGCCUCAGAGCGCGGACCGCCAGAGGACACCUCAGGGUUAGCCUUUCAGAAACAAAUCCACCGGGCGACAACAGAGAAGUCUGAGCCAUGAAGACGAUCCUCGCUGCCUAUUCUGGAGUCCUUAAAGGCACCGGCUCCAGCAUCCUCUCCUCCCUGCAGGACCUGCCGUCAGCGCUGUGGCCCUGCAGUUCCAAGAUGGAGAAACAUCUGCAGGCCAUCUCUGUGCUGCAGUGGGUCAUCUCCUUCUUAGCCCUGGGUAUUGCCUGCACACUGCUGUUGAUCUACAUGUUCUGCACUGAUUGCUGGCUGAUUGCUGCCCUUUACACCGCCUGGCUCAUUGUUGACUGGAACACCCCGAAACAAGGUGGCAGGAGGUCUUCAUGGGUGAGAAACUGGACAGUUUGGACAUAUUUCAGAGACUACUUCCCCAUCAGGCUCAUUAAAACCCACGACCUCCUUCCUAGCCGGAACUACAUACUGGGCUACCAUCCCCACGGUAUCUUCUGCUUCGGUGCUUUCUGCAACUUUGGCACGGAGGCAACCGGAUUCUCCAAGAAGUUUCCUGGGAUCAAGCCCUCCCUGGCAACCCUGGCGGGAAACUUCCGCUUGCCUGUCCUUAGAGACUACCUGAUGUCCGGGGGUAUCUGCCCAGUGAACAGGCACUCCAUAGACUACCUGCUCUCAUGUAACGGGACAGGGAAUGCUGUGGUCAUCGUUGUCGGAGGAGCGGCGGAGUCCCUGCACUGCACGCCGGGCAUGAAUUCAGUCACCCUAAGGAACCGCAAAGGCUUUAUAAGGCUGGCCCUGCAGAAAGGGUCCGACCUGGUUCCUGUGUAUUCUUUUGGAGAGAACGACGCCUACAAGCAGGUGAUCUUUGAGGACGGAACCUGCUGGAAAGCUCUGCAGAGAAGGUUACAGAAGCUCUUGGGUUUUGCCCCGUGCCUGUUCUACGGCAGCUCCUGGGGCAUUGUGCCUUUUUCCAAUCCUAUCACCACCAUAGUUGGGGAGCCGAUCACAGUGCCUAAAAUUGAGGAGCCAACAGAGGAGAUGGUGGAUCUGUACCAUGGAAUGUACAUCAGGUCUCUCCUGUGCCUUUUUGACAAGUACAAGACCCGCUUUGGUCUGAAAGAGAGCGACAUCCUGCACAUCCAGUGAGAGGAUGAGGAGCUCUGGCUGAACUUCCUCCUUGUCCUGCCUCAGAUGUCUGGUUUAUCUCUGCACUGUGAGACCGUACGCGUGUAGAAGAAAUGUCAGUCCACCGCAGUGUUCAUAAUGUGCACUCGCACAGCUGUAGCUCCAGCCCUGGAAAAGACUGGUUUCCAGAAUGCUUGCCUCACUGCAGAACUUUUUAUUUGGACACAGCUACACCAAAAGCUUCCUCUACAGCUGUGCCUUUUUGGGGUUUAUUCAGUUUCUCUGAGAUUUCUGACAUGCUUUGUCUUAUCAGUGCAGAGGGGGGAAGCUCCACUAGAUGGAGCUGUGAAGUCGUUUGGAAAACAUGCCAUUACCAGUGCAUUCAUAUACUUCUCCUUAUGCGCUUUAUUGCCCUAUUAGAUGCGAAAUGCACAAACAAUGCAAGUGGAAUGUCCAAUUUAAUAGUAGGUUGAUGUGCCCAAAUGUUAAUUCAGCCAAAGAUACUUUUUGCCCCCCUCAGAUUUACAGUGUAGAUUUUCUAUAGGCUGGAUUGACAUUGUUAAUGGACAGUACACACGUGCCUAUAAUUGUUAUUGCCAUAAAGUAUUAAAUGUAUUCUGUUUAGGGGAUGAAACAUGUUUGGCUUGUCCUUCCAAGAAUAUUACUCAUGCACUUUUGUAGUAAUAAUUUUGUUCUGAAGAUUUUCUUAUAAAAACUGGCUUUGAUAUCAGAUGUUUGUGAAGUAAUCUUUGUGCUGCUGAGCCUCAUGUUCUCGUUUCUCUUAUUCUAGGCGGAUGCAUGCCGUCUAUGCAAUGAAAACUGAUAAUUUUCUGUCUUUAAACCAUUCCCUGUCCCAUUAUGUUUAUGAGGUUUUGCGCAGCAGCUAAAAAGGUGGAGUCAGUUUUUGGGUUAAACUCCUGAGUCCUGAUGGUUCCUGUAUGUAGUGUGUUCCAGAACUGUAACUUAGGUGUGAUUAAUGAAAAUGAAGGGUUGAUUCUUGAGACCUUUUUGCGUUAAAGGGACAUUAAAGGGAAGUGAGGUUUUGUUAAACAUUUGUAAGAGUCAGUACCUUACCUAAGUACAUCUUUUUCAAACUUCUUUUAGUCUAUAUAUCCAAAUUAGUUGGCCUUGGACACUGGAUAUGAGGGAUAAAUGGGGCCAAAACCAAAUGAUUUUUUUUGUCUCUCAAAAAUGAGCCAGCUCCUUGUGCAUAUGUAUUUUUUUUAAUGGACCUUUUAAACUGCCGUCAUGUUUGCUUUAGACGGUUGUUUGCUCUGAAAUAGAUGACUACAUACAGAGGAUAUGGAAGCAUUUGUAAACAGCAAUUAUUCUGACAAACAUUCCAUGUUUUUCAUUUAUCGGACUUCUUUCAUGCCGAUUUCUCGUGUUAAUAACUGCCCGGGGCAUGCAUGACGAUGGUUCAAAGGGACAUGAAUUGGAGUUUGCAGAAAUGUGACGCUUCUUUUACGAUAGGAGUCUUUUAAAGGUGGUACAGGUCUGGUCUUGUCCUUUCUCAGGCUAGCUGUUAGCUUUAGCCUUGGCUACUAACUAAUCUGGAUUUAUACAAAGAGUUUGUAAAAAAAGUUAUCUUCUGCAGGUAAAAUCAACUGCUUUUACCUUGUAACAGAACCUCACUUCAAACAUGUGGAACUAUCCCUUUAAGUUGGCUAGUAUUUGCAGGCAUUUCUACCCUGCAAACACUAGCUCUUGCCUACACUUUUGCUGAGCAGAAUUGUGACUCUGAGAAUCAUUGCGUCAUGUUGAUGAUGGUGAUCGCUAAUAAUCUUAAAGAGCAAUUUCUUCUGGUCUCAACACUGAUUUCCUAAAAGUUGUGAAAUCCCUGUAUGAUGAAUCUCAGAGCAAUAAAGAACCAAAGUGCCUUUAUGAUGGACAUCAGCUAUUAUUUAAAUAAAAUUUUUGUAUGUUUUCAAGAGACCUAAA
Molecule: messenger RNA, 3215 nt
Organism: Fundulus heteroclitus (mummichog)
Lineage: Eukaryota; Metazoa; Chordata; Actinopteri; Cyprinodontiformes; Fundulidae
Gene: dgat2
Product: diacylglycerol O-acyltransferase 2
Exons: 8
Coding region: 228-1295 (355 amino acids)
Biological process (GO): triglyceride biosynthetic process
Cellular component (GO): endoplasmic reticulum membrane
Molecular function (GO): diacylglycerol O-acyltransferase activity
Source: RefSeq, a predicted model, not a curated record